AAUGGAGUGGGUGAGUUCCAAAGACCAGUCUUACCAAGUUUCAGAUAUCCGGACUUAAAGCGCCAGCUCCUUCCCGGUGUUCAGCCACUGUGUGGAUCCUCCACGGGGGCCUGCUGUGCACUGCUCUGAUGAGGCGUUCCACCGGGGCAAAUGCCUACCCGGGAGUGCUCUCAGGAUCCACAUCACUCAAGCUGGCCAGAGUCUCAGCCUCCCAAGGCCAAGGCCAAGGCUAAGGGAGGACAGGACAAUUGUCUCUCUCACUCUUGAACAAGAGAGAGCUCCUGGAUUCACCAGGAGAGCAAAUUUGACUAGCUUGGACUUCUGCAAGGUAAUUUGUUGUGAUUGCAUAUUCACGAGACUAAUACAAUCUUAACAUAAUUUAUUUAUAUUAAGGAGAUUAAAUAAAACCAUGGAUAUGUUCUUGAGUGAAAUUUUAUUUAAAAAAAAAAACGGAGACCUUUUCCAUGGGACCAUAUUUCUUUUGACACUCCUAGGAGGCAGGCAGGACCAUGUUAAGUGGCUGUUUUGCAGUGAAUGAUUCUAUGGGGAAACCCGAAUAAGAUGGUAAUGUAGGAAAGUGUCUGAUGCAGAACCUGUCAAUGACUAAAACUGGAAGACGCAAAGCAGCCUGCUAGUGUGGGAGCUGCAACAAACCAAAUCCCUUUUUUUAUUCUCAAUCAGAAGGAGGGACUUUCCAAGCUUGAUCCUCUAAGAAAAAUGGAUCCCCUCCUAUUUUCUUACCAAUUUUCAAUUUAUCCAGAAUGCAUACUUCUCAGUCUUCAGACUCCUGGCCUGGUCACCCCUUGAAAAUAUUUGGCAGCUCCCUGGUUUAACAGUUGCCUCGAAGUUGACAGCAACUCCAAAUCUUGCGGCUCAGCAGUACAGAGUCAUUCGUUCCACGAAGAGCUGACCAUUCCAGCUCACCUGACCUCGCCUCUCCUCUGGGUCCACUGCAUGUUAUCAAGGCCUUGCUCUCCUUCCUUGGAUCCGUCACCCCCUACCUGGCCCUCGGUAGCUCCUUCCUGGAUUCUGGCCUCACCUUGUUCCUAUCUUUGUCUUAACUCUUAACCUGGGUGUCCCCUGCACCCUGACAGCCACGUCGUCUUCUCCCUUCUCUUCUCUCACCAGCUGUCUUCUUGGUUUUUCAGUUCCUCUCUCUCAAGACCUGCACUUUCUCUUCAAGUCAAGGUCCAUGGCGCCCGUGGUCUGCAUUUGUACCAGGCUCCGGAAGCUCCCACGUGGGGACCGAGCCCUGGAGAGGAAACCACAGUGCAGUGGCUGCUGAAAGCAGAGGCCUGCGUCCCCAAGCCGCCUAAGCCCCCCACUUCCAUUCUCUCCUGCCUGUGUGCAGAGUCCGAGUCCCGCCUGUCCAUGUGUCACCUGGUCUUCUGUGUCUUCUCCGUGAGCUUGCAGGGGCACCCAGCCAGCCCACGGGCUCCCGAGACAGUCCACUCGCGCAGACGCACUGUAGCCAUCUCUGAAGAUUGCGUAGGGGAGACAGAUGGUUCACCAGAGCAAUCUGUGUCCAGCUCCUGUCCUCUCAAACUUAAUAAUCAGCUCAUGAUAUGCUUAGCAAGACCUGCCCUUCAUGAAAAUAAGGGUGAGGGUGGCGACAGUUUUAAACAUGUUUUAAAAAGAACAUGAGAUGAAGAAUAUUGGACUUCAAUAUUGGACUUAUUGAAGAAUAUUGGACUUCACAAAAGGACCCUCCUUUCCCUUGUUCUUUCUUCCCAUGGAGAGGAAGAAGUCGAGGCUGAGUUACCACGUCCCAUCAGUACUCACUUUUGUUCCUGACUUCGUCACCAAAGGCAGCUGGCUCCAGCUCUCAGCCUUUGAAGGAUAUUGUGACUGGGGUUUCAGAGUCCCAGGCUCCCUCCCACACAGACAGGUGGAGUGAGGCCACCUGAGAUCUCAGCUGCUAGGGCGGGUGCCAGCAGGCACACUGAGCUGCUGGGUCCUGGCCAGGCCCUCCUGUACCCCCUGAGAAAGUCUCCACAGGGCUGGGAGCUGUUUGUGCCAUCUCUCAGUGAUCCCAUAAAAUUGCUGCCUAGCCCUUCUGGUUUCACAGAUUUCACAUCAGAAAACUUUUUAUGAACCCAGGGCUAGUUCUGAAAACAGGAAGUGCUUUCAGCCCCCGUGGGAGGAGGGGGGUGCAGGAGGCCUGUGGAGCUGGACCUCUGGGAGCCAGGCUGGAGAACAGGGGCUGAAGGCUGAGUGGCCGCAGGGCCAUUCACACAACCAUGGUCUUUCCUGCGAAGCUUGUCAGGAAGAUUGGAGGUGCCAAGUAGCAGAGAAAGCAUCCCCCAGCUCUGACGGGGAGACAGCACAUGUCUAAGGCCCACAAGUCUUGGCCCCACCGGAGAAGAAAUCAAUUUUCUUCCCAACGCUCCCUGAAAAAAGAAAUGAAUUUCUUCCAGCAACAGCCACCGCCAUUCCGCACAGCGCCACCACAAAUGAUGUUUCCCCCAAACUGGCAGGGGGUAGAGAAGGACCCUGCUUUCCUCACCAAGGACUUCAACUUGCUCACUUUGAACAAUCAGCCACUACCAGGAAACACGAGCCAACCAAGGGCAAAGGGGCCCGAGAACAACCUGCACAGCCAGUACGAGCAGAAGGUGCGCCCCUACAUUGACCUCAUUGACUCCCUGCGGGCUCUGGGUGUGGAGCAGGACCUGGCCCUGCCAGCCAUCGCCGUCAUUGGGGACCAGAGCUCAGGCAAGAGCUCCGUGCUGGAGGCAUUGUCAGGAGUUGCCCUUCCCAGAGGCAGCGGAAUCGUAACCAGGUGUCCGCUGGUGCUAAAACUGAAAAAGCAGCCCUACAAGGCGUGGGCCGGAAGGAUCAGCUACCAGAACACCGAGAUAGAGCUGCAGGACCCUGGCCAGGUGGAGAAGGAGAUACACAAAGCCCAGAACGUCAUGGCCGGGAAUGGCCUGGGCAUCAGCCAUGAGCUCAUCAGCCUGGAGAUCACCUCCCCUGAGGUUCCAGACCUGACCAUCAUUGACCUUCCCGGCAUCGCCAGGGUGGCUGUGGGCAACCAGCCCCGGGACAUCGGACUGCAGAUCAAGGCUCUCAUCAAGAGGUACAUCCAGAGGCAGCAGACGAUCAACUUGGUGGUGGUUCCCUGUAACGUGGACAUUGCCACCACGGAGGCACUGAGCAUGGCUCACGAGGUGGACCCAGAAGGGGACAGGACCAUCGGGAUCCUGACCAAACCAGAUCUAAUGGACAAGGGCACCGAGAAAAGCAUCAUUAAUGUGGUACGGAACCUCACAUACCCCCUCAAGAAGGGCUACAUGAUCGUGAAGUGCCGGGGCCAGCAGGAGAUCAUGAACAGACUGAGUUUGGCAGAGGCAACCAAGAAAGAGAUUACAUUCUUUCAAACGCAUCCAUGUUUCAGAGUUCUCCUGGAGGAGGGGUCAGCCACGGUUCCCCGACUGGCAGAAAGACUUACCGCUGAACUCAUCACGCACAUCCAAAAAUCACUCCCAUUGUUAGAAGAACAAAUAAGGGAGAGCCACCAGAAGGCCACCGAGGAGCUGCGGCGUUGCGGUGCUGACAUCCCCAGCCAGGAUGCCGACAAGAUGUUCUUUCUGAUUGAGAAAAUCAAGAUGUUUAAUCAGGACAUCGAAAAGUUAAUAGAAGGAGAAGAAGUUGUAAGGGAGAACGAGACCCGUUUAUACAACAAAAUCAGAGAGGAUUUUAAAAACUGGAUAGGCAUACUUGCAACUAAUACCCAAAAAGUUAAAAAUAUUAUCCAUGAAGAAGUUGAAAAAUAUGAAAAGCAGUAUCGAGGCAAGGAACUUCUGGGAUUUGUCAACUACAAGACAUUUGAGACCAUCGUGCAUCAGUACAUCCAGCACCUGGUGGAGCCCGCCCUUAGCAUGCUCCAGAAAGCCGUGGAAAUUAUCCGGCAAGCUUUCGUUAACAUGGCCAAAAAACAUUUUGGUGAAUUCUUCAACCUUAACCAUACUGUUCAGAGCAAGAUUGAAGACAUAAAAGUGAGACACACAGAAAAGGCAGAAAACAUGAUCCAACUUCAGUUCAGAAUGGAGCAGAUUGUUUUUUGUCAAGAUCAGAUUUACAGUGUUGUUGUGAAGAAAGUCCGAGAAGAGAUUUUUAAUCCUCUGGGGAAGCCUUCACAGAAUAUGAAGUUGAACUCUCAUUUUCCCAUUAAUGAGUCUUCAGUUUCCUCCUUUAAUGAAAUAGGCGUCCACCUGAACGCCUACUUCUCCGAAACCAGCACACGUCUCGCCAACCAGAUCCCAUUUAUAAUUCAGUAUUUUAUGCUCCGAGAGAAUGGUGACUCCUUGCAGAAAGCCAUGAUGCAGAUACUACAGGAAAAAAAUCGCUAUUCCUGGCUGCUUCAAGAGCACAGUGAGACCGCCACCAAGAGAAGAAUGCUUAAGGAGAGAAUUUACCGGCUCACUCAGGCACGGCACGCGCUCUGUCAAUUCUCCAGCGAAGAGAUCCAUUGAAGGACGGCGAUGCCUGUGGUUGUUUUCUUGUACAUACUCAUUCAUUCUAAGGGGAGACGGUGCAGGAUGCUGCUUCUGCUUUCGGGGCCACACUCUUCUGUUACUAUCUGUGUCCAUCUCUACUGUGCUCCCUCAGCAUCAGAGCAUACAUCAGGGCUCCACACAGGCUCAGCUCUCUCCACCACCCAGCUCUUCCCUGACCUUCAUGAAGGGGUGGGUCUCCAGUCCUUGGGCCCUGUAGCACACAGUUGCAGUGUCCUAAGCUACUGCUCUCAUUCUUCACUAAUUUGCAUUUGUGUUCCCUUCCCCCUACAAGAUUAUAGACCCCAGAGUGGGAAGGUGCAGGUCAAAGUCUUCUUUUGUAUGUCCAGUCUUUUGCACAGCACCUGCAACAUUGUAACUGCUUAAUAAAUGACAUCUCACUGAA
Molecule: messenger RNA, 4902 nt
Organism: Chlorocebus sabaeus (green monkey)
Lineage: Eukaryota; Metazoa; Chordata; Mammalia; Primates; Cercopithecidae
Gene: MX2
Product: MX dynamin like GTPase 2
Biological process (GO): receptor internalization; defense response to virus; synaptic vesicle budding from presynaptic endocytic zone membrane
Cellular component (GO): microtubule; cytoplasm; plasma membrane
Molecular function (GO): GTPase activity; microtubule binding; GTP binding
Source: RefSeq, a predicted model, not a curated record